ACAGCAGACUAGUAAUAACAUAGGAAAAAUAACAAUGAAAUACUAUUACUUGUGGUUGUGCUGUACUAUAAAUGCAUUGUUGCUAGUAGGUUUGAGCUCCGCCUCUGCAGCAGGACAAUGUGGAAGAGAUGCUGGCGGUGCUGUGUGCGCUAAGGGCUUUUGUUGUAGUAAUUGGGGGUACUGUGGUCAAUCCGACGCCUACUGUGCCCCUGGUAACUGUCAAAGUCAAUGUCCAACUCCUUCUCCACCGCCGCCACCAUCACCAUCGCCGCCGCCACCAUCACCACCACCGCCGCCACCUCGUCCCUUCACGCCACCUCCUCCAGUUUCUCCUCACGAUGUUAGUAACAUCAUUACUCCAUCACUUUUUGAGGAGAUGCUUACCUAUCGAAACGACCCUCGAUGCCAAAGCAAUGGCUUCUACACCUACGACGCCUUCAUAACCGCCGCUAGAUAUUUUCCUGGCUUUGGAACUACUGGCACUCUUGAAACUCGCACAAGAGAGCUCGCCGCGUUCUUUGGCCAAACUUCUCACGAGACCACUGGUGGAUGGGCAACCGCAGAAGGCGGACCAUAUGCCUGGGGAUAUUGCUUCAUUAGCGAAGUAGGGCAGACUGCUUCCUAUUGUACACCUAGCCUGGAAUGGCCAUGUGUUCCUGGCCAAUUAUACUAUGGUCGUGGACCCAUCCAGAUCAGUUACAACUACAAUUACGGACCAGCUGGUCAAGUACUUGGAUUGAACCUGUUAAGCAACCCAAAUCUAGUCGCAACAAAUGCAGUUGUUUCAUUCCAGACCGCUCUAUGGUUUUGGAUGACUCCACAGUACAACAAACCAUCUUGCCAUGCCGUUAUUGUGGGCGAGUGGACACCAACACCGGCUGAUGUGGCAGCCAAUCGACUUCCGGGCUAUGGUGUGAUCACUAACAUAAUCAACGGAGGGCUCGAAUGCGGCCAUGGUGAAGAUAACAGGGUCAAAAGUAGGAUUGGCUUCUUCGAAAGGUAUUGCGGUAUACUAGGAGUAAGCAUUGGGGACAACGUGAACUGUUACAAUCAACGCUCUUUUGGCGUUGGUCUCAUGAAUUCAACACCUUAUGGAGUUCUCAAAAUGUCUGUCGACGAAUAGACAUAAUAUUAUUUGAACGUCCAAGAGUGUAUAAUAUUAUAUGUAAUGGGUUGUAGACGUACGUACUAUCCACAGUUUGCUGGCUUAUACAUCAUUCUACGUACCUUAAUAAGUUGAUAUAAUAUAAUAAGCAACUCAACUUUGUGUGUUAUCCAA
Molecule: messenger RNA, 1279 nt
Organism: Humulus lupulus (European hop)
Lineage: Eukaryota; Viridiplantae; Streptophyta; Magnoliopsida; Rosales; Cannabaceae
Product: endochitinase-like
Exons: 3
Coding region: 35-1123 (362 amino acids)
Biological process (GO): chitin catabolic process; carbohydrate metabolic process; defense response to fungus
Molecular function (GO): chitinase activity; chitin binding
Source: RefSeq, a predicted model, not a curated record